Messenger RNA from Sphaeroforma arctica JP610, 336 nucleotides. RefSeq lists its product as hypothetical. The transcript has 2 exons. NCBI's taxonomy places the organism in Eukaryota, Ichthyosporea, Ichthyophonida. The record is from RefSeq and is a predicted model, not a curated record. The coding region runs from base 1 to 336 and encodes 111 amino acids.
AUGCCAGGGCGUCCUAUGCAGCGGCUGGCCCAACUAAACCAGGACGGACAACUAGACUUCUACAUCGAUUGUACACCCACACAGUGGCAACGCCCUACGUCUCCAUACAACACGCCCCAUCUGUACACCCCACUCAGCGCCAACACCCGCCUCACCAGCAACGCAGCAGAUGUGCAAAGGCACACACAGCAAGCAAAGUGCACGCACCCCACCCUGUGUAUGUGUGUAGCACGUACAGGUAGAGGGCUCUACACGCCUGCCAUGACUUCAAAAGGAACCACUCGUCUGAUCCCGAAUCGAUUGCUCGCCUACGAAGGCGUGCCACCAGACUACUAA